This is a messenger RNA of Suricata suricatta (meerkat), 1392 nucleotides long. RefSeq names its product renin binding protein (gene RENBP). Gene Ontology annotation, molecular function: N-acylglucosamine 2-epimerase activity; peptidase inhibitor activity. Bases 24 to 1373 code for a protein of 449 amino acids. The record is from RefSeq and is a predicted model, not a curated record. Gene Ontology annotation, biological process: N-acetylglucosamine metabolic process; N-acetylmannosamine metabolic process; carbohydrate metabolic process. Lineage: Eukaryota; Metazoa; Chordata; Mammalia; Carnivora; Herpestidae. The transcript is spliced from 11 exons.
UGGGGCGCGGCUGGGUCAGCUGAAUGACAGUCACGGGACUCCAUCGGUGGCUUCCUGGAGAAGGAGGGAUGAGCGGGGGUCUCCGAGGGCAGCAGGACAUGGAAGAGGAGCCUGACCUGGAGGCUCUGCAGGCCUGGAAGGAGCGCGUGGGGCAGGAGCUGGACCGUGUGGUGGCUUUCUGGAUGGAGCAUUCCCACGACAAGGAGCAUGGGGGAUUCUUCACAUGCCUCGGCCAGGACGGGCAGGUGUAUGAUGACCUCAAGUACGUGUGGCUGCAGGGGAGGCAGGUGUGGGUGUAUUGUCGCCUGUACCGAAAACUCAAGCGCUUCCGCAGCCCUGAACUCCUGGAUGCGGCUAAAGCAGGUGGCGAAUUUUUGCUGCGUUAUGCCCGAGUGGCACCUCCCGGAAAGAAGUGUGCCUUUGUGCUGACGCGGGACGGCCGCCCGGUCAAGGUGCAGCGAACCAUCUUCAGCGAGUGUUUCUACACCAUGGCCAUGAACGAGCUGUGGAGGGUGACAGGGGAAGCACGUUACCAGAGCGAAGCGGUGGAGAUGAUGGAUCAGAUCGUGUACUGGGUGCGGGAGGACCCAUCGGGGCUGGGUCGGCCCUGGCUCCCGGGGGCCCCGGCCUCCGAGUCCAUGGCGGUGCCCAUGAUGCUGCUCAACCUGGUGGACCAGCUCGGGGAGGCGGACGAGGAGCUGGCGGGCAACUACGCGGAGCUGGGGGACUGGUGCGCGCAGAGGAUCCUGCGGCAUGUCCAGAGGGAUGGACAGGCUGUGCUGGAGAACGUGUCAGAGGAUGGCGAGGAACUUUCUGGUUGCCUGGGGAGACACCAGAACCCAGGCCACGCGCUGGAGGCUGGCUGGUUCCUGCUCCGUCACGCCAUCAGGAAGGGCGACUCCGAACUUCGCACCCACGUUAUCGACAAGUUCCUGCUGUUGCCUUUCCGCUCUGGAUGGGACCCCGACCACGGAGGCCUCUUCUACUUCCUGGACGCUGAUGGCCUCUGCCCUGCCCAGCUGGAGUGGGCCAUGAAGCUCUGGUGGCCACACAGCGAGGCCAUGAUUGCCUUCCUCAUGGGCUACAGUGACAGCGGGGACCCUGCCUUACUGCGCCUCUUCUACCAGGUGGCCGAGUACACCUUCCGCCAGUUUCGCGAUCCUGAGCAUGGUGAAUGGUUUGGCUACCUGAACCGAGAGGGGAAGGUCGCUCUCACCAUCAAGGGGGGUCCUUUCAAAGGCUGCUUCCACGUGCCGAGGUGCCUCGCCAUGUGCGAGGAGAUGCUAGACGCCCUGGUGAGCCGCCUCGCCCUGGCCCAGAGCCCCUGCACGCGGUCCACUCCCGCCGUCCCCAGCCCCGAAGGCGCGAAAUAAAACCGAGCCUGCUCCAGUG